Messenger RNA from Pantherophis guttatus, 807 nucleotides. Lineage: Eukaryota; Metazoa; Chordata; Lepidosauria; Squamata; Colubridae. The record is from RefSeq and is a predicted model, not a curated record.
AUGGUACACCAUGGAAAAGAUGACACAUUUCAGUAUUUCAAUAAGUUACAGAAACGGCGGCAGUCAGAGGCAGCUAACUUGUGGAAUGAACCAGCAGACUCCGCUCAUGUGGAACGGGGAGAUGAUCAUGAGCUUCACAAGCUGCUAGAGAAAAGGUCAAAAAUGCAUCGUGGGUCAGAGGGAUACCGACGUUUGAGCUUUGACAUCAUUGCCCACCGACAGAUCCGUCGAAAGGUAAAGGAUCGAUGGAAACAUAUCUUGGAAGUCUUAGGAUUCAAAGCUGAAGCAGAUGGCCUACUUACAGUAACUUCCUGUACUUCCUAUGAAUCUCUCCGCAAUCCUCAAGAGGCCUGCAGACUCCACACUAUCCUGGCUGAACAGACAUCAAUUUUUGGUCAUCAUCAUGGCGGUCCACCAGAGAGAUAUCUCUUUGUCCUGCCUUUCCACAGCACCCCUGGAUGUAGGCCACCAGAUCCAUGCUUCAAAACUAUGGAUGACAAAGACAGAGUAGCAAAGACCUUGGAUUUUUCUAGAUCUCUUUGCUGCCAUCUAGAAGCAGGAAAUGAAUACUAUUUGGACCGGCUUGUUCUUCUUGAUGUGGGAGAUGAUUUUCUGUCAGCUGCACGACACUUUUAUCCUGCAGAGGAAGAAGAAGACAGCAUGUCUUCCAGUGAUGGAGGACCAUCUACUCCUGGUCCUGUCUUAGUACAAUUAAAUAAUGAAACCCCAAAAGAGGCUGAAGUAGAAGAGGGGGAGGAAUUAAAGGAGGACUAUACACAUUUUGGAGAGGCAAAAGGAGGAAAUUGA